This is a messenger RNA of Pteronotus mesoamericanus, 3866 nucleotides long. It is a transcript of the gene PDZRN3, whose product is annotated as PDZ domain containing ring finger 3. NCBI's taxonomy places the organism in Eukaryota, Metazoa, Chordata, Mammalia, Chiroptera, Mormoopidae. Bases 92 to 3175 code for a protein of 1027 amino acids. The transcript is spliced from 10 exons. Gene Ontology annotation, biological process: neuromuscular junction development; protein ubiquitination. The record is from RefSeq and is a predicted model, not a curated record. Gene Ontology annotation, cellular component: neuromuscular junction. Gene Ontology annotation, molecular function: ubiquitin protein ligase activity; protein binding; zinc ion binding.
CGGAGAGCGCGCGCGCGGCCGGGUCUGCGCUCCUUGCAGGGCGGGCGGCAGGGAGGGCGCCGCUCGGCGGCGACCCCGGCCCGGCCCCACCAUGGGCUUCGAGCUGGACCGCUUCGAUGGCGACGUGGACCCGGACCUGAAGUGCGCGCUGUGCCGCAAGGUGCUGGAGGACCCGCUGACCACGCCGUGCGGCCACGUCUUCUGCGCGGGCUGCGUGCUGCCCUGGGUGGUGCAGGAGGGCAGCUGCCCCGCGCGCUGCCGCGGCCGCCUGUCGGCCAAGGAGCUCAACCACGUGCUGCCUCUGAAGCGCCUCAUCCUCAAACUGGACAUUAAGUGCGCGCACGCCGCGCGGGGCUGCGCCCGAGUGGUCAAGCUGCAGGAGCUGCCGGAGCACCUGGAGCGUUGCGACUUCGCCCCCGCGCGCUGCCGCCACGCGGGGUGCGCCCAGGUGCUGCUGCGCCGCGAUCUGGAGGCGCACAUGCGGGAUGCGUGCGACGCGAGACCCGUGGGCCGCUGCCAGGAGGGCUGCGGGCUGCCCCUGACACGCGGGGAGCUGCGCGCGGGCGGCCACUGCUGCGCGCGGGCCCUGCGGGCGCACAACGGCGCGCUGCAGGCCCGGCUCGCCGCCUUGCACAAGGCGCUCAAGAAGGAGGCGCUGCGCGCGGGCAAGCGCGAGAAGUCGCUGGUGGCGCAGCUGGCCGCGGCGCAGCUGGAGCUGCAAAUGACCGCCCUGCGCUACCAAAAGAAGUUCACCGAGUACAGUGCGCGCCUCGACUCGCUUAGCCGCUGCGUGGCCGCGCCGGCUGGCAGCAAGGGCGAAGAGACCAAGAGCCUGACCCUGGUCCUGCACCGCGACGCCGGCUCCCUCGGCUUCAACAUCAUCGGCGGGCGCCCCUGCGCGGACAACCAAGAUGGGUCCUCCAGCGAAGGCAUCUUCGUCUCCAGGAUCGCGGACAGCGGGCCCGCAGCCAAGGACGGGGGCCUGCAGAUUCACGACAGGAUUGUCGAGGUCAACGGCAAGGACUUAUCCCGGGCGACGCACGAGCAGGCCGUGGAGGCCUUCAGGACGGCCAAGGAGCCCAUCGUGGUGCAGGUGCUGCGGCGGGCACCCCGCGCCCGGACGCCGCCGGCCCCGGCCGCCACGCAGCUGGUGGACGCGGGCACCCAGACCGACAUCACCUUCGAGCACAUUGGGGCCCUCUCCCGGGUGCCCCCGGCCGCGCUGCCCACGUUGGAGCCCUACCUCUCGCCGGAGGAGCACCCCGCGGCCCACGAGUACUACGACCCCAGCGACUACCACCAGGACGUGGACCGGGAGGAGCUGGAGCUGGAGGAAGUGGACCUGUACCGCGUGAGCAGCCAGGACAAGCUGGGCCUCACCGUGUGCUACCGGACGGACGACGAGGAUGACAUCGGGAUCUACGUCAGCGAGAUCGACCCCAACAGCAUCGCGGCCAAGGAUGGGCGCAUCCGGGAGGGGGACCGCAUCAUCCAGAUUAACGGGAUAGAGGUUCGGAACCGGGAAGAGGCCGUGGCUCUUCUGACCAGUGAAGAAAAUAAGAACUUUUCCUUGCUGAUUGCAAGACCCGAGCUCCAGCUGGACGAGGGCUGGAUGGACGACGACAGGAACGACUUCCUGGACGACCUGCACGCGGACAUGCUGGAGGAGCAGCACCACCGGGCCAUGCAGUUCACGGAGCGCGCGCUGCGGCAGAAGAAGCACGAGGAAGACGGGGGGACCACAGACACGGCCACCAUCCUGUCCAACCAGCACGAGAAGGACAGCGGUGUGGGCCGCACCGACGAGAGCACGCGCAACGACGAGAGCUCGGAGCCUGAGAACAACGGCGAGGAGGCACCCACGUCCGCCGCGCCGCUGGCCGGGCCGAGGACGCGCACGUGCAGCCAGGACACGCUGGGCAGCGGCGACCUGCUUUUCGGCGGCGAGUCCUUGCUUUGGGCCGACUGCGCAGACGCUGCCGAGUGCGAGAGCUUCCGCCGGCUGCUGGAGCUCAAGUGCCCGGAGCGCGGCGCCCCCGAGAGCUUGGACGGGGAUCUGGGGCUGCUGGACGCCGAACUGUUGGAGCUCAAGUGCCCGGGGCAAGACGCGGGUGCGGGCAGGGGUGCCCCCGAGAGUGUGGACCGGGAGCUGGAGCUGCUCAACGCCGAGCUGCGCAGCAUUGAGCUCGAGUGUCUGAGCGUUGUGCGCGCUCACCGGGCACGGCAGCUGCGCGAGGCCUGGACGUUGCACCCCAGUGGCUUCCGUGGCUGCGACACGGAGGCUGACAGCCGCCGGCGUGAGCUCUCGGACAUCACCGAGCUCCCCGAGAAGUCAGACAAGGACAGCUCGAGCGCCUACAACACCGGCGAGAGCUGCCGCAGCACCCCGCUCGCCCUGGACAUGUCCCCCGACAGCUCCCUGAGGAGAGGGGCAGAGGGGACCACGGGGGCCUGCGGGCCGUCCCUCGAGAUUCCGCUGUGCAUCACGGAGGACGCAGAUGUGCGCGAGGUCCCGCAGAGCCCAGGGCACAGCCCGGGCGACGGUCCCAGCCCCGCGCCCCCGGCGCAUGCGCCCCACAAGCUGGCCCACAUCCCGGCGCAUGCGCGGCGCUACCGCAGCUACAUGCAGCUGGUGCAGCAGAAGUCGGCCGUGGAGUACGCGCACAGCCAGGUGAGCCUGCUCGGCGUGUGCAAGGACCUGGGCCCCGCCGGCCCGCCUGAGCCCCGCACCGAGUGGAAGGUGAAGGUGCGCAGCGACGGCUCCCGCUACAUCACCAAGCGUCCCGUGCGUGAUCGCCUGUUGCGGGAGCGCGCGCUGCGGAUUCGCGAGGAGCGCAGCGGCGUGACCACGGACGACGACGCGGCCAGCGACAUGAAGCUGGGCCGCUACUGGAGCCGCGAGGAGCGCAAGCAGCACGUGGCGCGCGCCCGAGAGCAGCGGCGGCGGCGUGCACUCGUGCUGCAGAGCCGGCUGGAGGGCCCCCGGGAGCAGCCGGCGGAGGAGGACAGGAGGGAGGUGAGCAUCCUGGAGCUGAGCCACAAGAAGAUGAUGAAGAGGAGGAACAAAAAGAUACUGGACAACUGGAUGACGAUCCAGGAGCUCCUGACCCACGGCACCAAGUCCCCGGACGGCACCAGGGUGUACAAUUCCUUCCUCUCCGUGACGACUGUGUAAGCGCAGGGCGGCGCGCGGUGGUGCUCACGGUCCCGCUGUGCCGCGCGGCGCCGCAGCUCCGUUUCAAGCGAGGAAAACCACCGUGAACUGUCUUGGCAGGCGGUGUUCGGAAACAGGCCUUUUUCAAAUAGCGAUGGUACUUUUUUUACGUGUUACCUUUUACAUAAAGUGUUUAAAUUUCAAAAAGACCUUUUUAUUAAGCAUACUUUCACAGAAUAACUUGUUUAAAUUGUAUUCAUAUAAAAGAAAAAGUUAAACACGCUUUGUUUUUCUGCUGAAAGCACAAAUACAACUGCCUGUGUGUAUUUUUAAUGGAACCCUAGUUUAUGAUGUUACUUUGCUGAAUGUGUUUCAUAUGCGUGGCCGUUAAUCUAUUAUUUAGGUCUGGGCUUCAACUCAAAACCACCGACCAGUUAACGAGUGAAUACACGUAACCAAACCAGCCGUGUUCAAAUAUGUGUUCCAGCUCUAAACGUUUUUCUGGAUUGAAGUCCCCAAGGGAGUGUAGAAGUGUAACAGAAAGUAGCAAAGUGCCACGCAGCCCAUGGGAGGUCACAGCGCGUUGGCGAGUGGCCGCCGGUGGGGACACUGCGUGCGGCGUGGCCGGACCUGGGCCGUGUGGGUGUGAAGGGACAGGCUCCUCACCGGCAAGUUCAGGAAGUCGUGGUUACUUACAAACACUAAGUAAAUG